AUGGCACUGCGGCUCCCCACCUUGCCAUGUCUCACCAUCACCUCCUGCUGGCAGUUCGAGGCCCUGUACCCAGAGGGGAUGUGUCCCGGCUGGAGCGUCGUGGUCAAGGGCGAAACCAGCUCCAGCACAAGCAUGUUUGAAAUUAAUUUCCUCAGUCAUCCCGGAGACCAAAUUGCUUUCCACUUUAACCCCCGCUUUGCCAGCUCCAGAAUCGUCUGCAACUCCUUCCUGGCCAACCACUGGGGGAGGGAGGAGGUUAAUAGCACCUUCCCCUUCGAAGCAAAGGAGCCCUUCCAGGUGGAAAUCUACUCUGACCAUGACUAUUUCCACAUUUUCAUUGAUGAACACAAAAUCUUGCAGUACAAGCAUCGGCAAAAACAGCUCUCAUCCAUCAACAAGCUGCAGAUUCUCAAUGAUAUCACCAUUUCUUCAGUGGAAAUCACCAAACGAGGCCUUUACUAGAGGAAGGAGGUGGGACAGCCCCACAGCCCACUCCCCCUGAAGCUCCUGAUCCAGCCAGGGGCCAUCUUCUCCCCAUCCCUAC
Messenger RNA from Cygnus olor (mute swan), 544 nucleotides. RefSeq names its product galectin-related inter-fiber protein (gene GRIFIN). Lineage: Eukaryota; Metazoa; Chordata; Aves; Anseriformes; Anatidae. Gene Ontology annotation, molecular function: carbohydrate binding. The record is from RefSeq and is a predicted model, not a curated record.